AUGGACUGGUUAAAAUUGGUCGGUAUAUUUGAUUGUGAUAUGGUUGUGAUAGUGAUAGUGCCAGAGGACUGUGAUAUGACAAAAAAGAUCCGUAUACAUCUACCACAGAAGGUGAAGCAUAUACACCAUCACAAGAAAAUUUAUAUUACGAACCACCCUGCACCCUCUCAAUAUGCUCCAGCUUACAUGCCAAACGCUGAGGGUGCAGUGGGGGUAUCACCGAAUGUUGCAUUGCCUGCAAUGGGAAAUAUUAUUCCUUUGAAUUCAAUGGACUUUUUUGAUGAACAACAACCAAGUUUACCUCAUAUAUCUCAAUCUGCUUCCCAAAUCUUACCCCUCUACCAUACACGGGGAUACUAUGGACCGACACCGUCAGAAAUAGAAGAACAAGAGUACGACACGGUUCCUCUAGAAUCAGACUAUCCUCUUCCAUCUCAUUCAAGUCAACCUAAAAAGGUGAAAAUCAUCAGACUCAACGAACAACCCCGUAAAAAAAUUAUUCGGAAACAGAAGCCUAAGCGCGUAAUCGUACGUAACAAACCUCAUCCAACACCAUCCCCCGAUGUAGAACACCCAGUUUCAACAUUUCACGAGCAUUUUUAUUCAGAUGUUGAUGGAUCUGGAACUAUAAGAAAAAUAAAAAAACCUCCACGAGUUGAAAAAAUUGUAGACGGUGACACAGAACAUAUACAUACGUAUAGUGAAGAACACAUUCACAAAUUGUUUUUUGAUCAUGGUCCGAAAAUUGCGGGUGUAGUAGGCGUUGAUCCACUUGCUAGUAUGUCAUCUCUUUCUGGAGGACAAGCAAUUAUACCUCUCAAGGGUGGCCCAACUUUCGUUGCUUUACCAACUCAUCAAUUUGCGGGAUUAGCUGCAGUGGGUCAAAUAGCUAAUAACCCACAAUUUGAAUAUGCCUCGUUUAAUCCACGUGACGUUACUCAUGAUCACAUCUUUCACGAUCAUGGUGAAAUAACAUCCGACAUUGAAUUGAACAAGGAAACUUUAGGACUGCCACCUAAAGUUUCAUAUAAUACUCAAGGAUUAAAAAUAGGAGGAAAUCAAAAGAGACCAAAACCAAAAAUUCCGCAUAAAUCUAAGAAAACCAACAAGCCGACAGAUUUUUCUUAUUAUGAAAAUAUAUACAAUAGCAAACCAACUAAACAAAGGUCGCUGCUGACCACGCAAACUUUUGAUGAAUCUGCAGAAGCUGAUUUAGAAGACUAUAGAUCUUCUCAAGACAUCAAUUUAAGAGAAAGUAAUAAAAAAUCACGUAAACCAACAUUUUUUGGAAAAACAUCAAACGAUUAUCGUGGACAACAAGCUAGCGUACCAGCACCUUUUGCUAUUUCGUCAUCAGUUAUACAUGAGUAUAAACCAAAACGGAAUUCAGCGUCUGCUCCUGCAAGUCUCACAAAAAUUAGAGACCCAUUUGCAAAUUUUAAAGACGCGUACCCUAAUAAUUUUGAAUACGAUACAUAUGCAUCUUCCUCAAACCUGUAUACUUCCGAAGAUAAAAAUGACGGCGGAUUUUCUCAAGAAAAAAGAACUGACAAAAAAUCAAUAUCAACUCAAAAUAUUAAUUUUGGUGACCAAGAUCACAUUUCUUUCGUUGACCACAUAAACAGUGAGAGUACUUUUGAUGACAUUGAUGAUGGGCCCACAGCUCUAGAAGAUGUAGAAGACUUUGAUCAAUCACAGUUAAGCGGCACUGCUCAGGAAACUUUCUUUUCGUCAAAUGAUGUUUCUUCGGCUCAACAGUAUUUGCCAUUUACCUCCAAAAUUUCACAAGCGGAUCAAGCUAGAAGACCUGAUCAAGCUGCAAACGAUAAUUAUGGCUAUGCAGAUGUUUCAGCACUUUCAACAAUAUCUUAUUCACAAGAAUUUUCAUCAACGCUGCCUUCGGUUCAACGUAAAGAUCCAAACAAAAAAACAGUCAGUGACAUUUCAAAGUAUAAAGAUACAUCAAAUUCAAAAAUAAAUAAUAGAAAUAGAGAAGUUAACCAACAUACCAAUCAGCAUAACAAUUUACUAGAUAACAGGGAAAAUUUCAAAUCAAAAUCUGUACAAAACCAGGAUAUUUUUUCCCAAGACCCUAACAUAGUUAAAGGGAAACUAAAAUACGGUGAUAAAAUUUAA
Messenger RNA from Danaus chrysippus (African queen), 2136 nucleotides. The record is from the annotation of a GenBank genome assembly. Lineage: Eukaryota; Metazoa; Arthropoda; Insecta; Lepidoptera; Nymphalidae.